GUGUUUAUUGAGAUGAACUAUUUAUUGAUUAUUAUGGAAACAAGGAAAAUUAAAAAACAAUUACUUAAUUUAUACAAAGUAGUGUGACGCUUUUCGUACAAUUUUCUCAAGUUGGUAUAAAGAGCUUCCAGAGAUAAUAUUUUACUUCUUGUUUGAGUCAAGAUCCAGAUCGUUAUUUGCAGAUUCCACGGAGAUUUAAAAAUAGAGAAAAAAAUUCCAUUAUUUUAAGGAGAGUGGAUUUAUAGAAAUUCGACUGGAAAUGAUUUAACAUCAAAGAAUAAACAGUGAUAGAAUAAAAGAAUCUAUUUAUAGGAGACAAAAAUCAGUUUAUUUAAAAAAAAAUAAAGGAUAUAUCGAAAUGGAUUCAGUGGCAACUCUGGUUGCAUUUCUAGCAGCAGGCACGACCCUCAUAUUCGGAUGUGAAAGAUUUUCCAGCAACAGAGGUGACAGUUUAUAUUGUAUUUGUGAUUCAAAUUAUUGUGACAAAGUUCCAAGUAUAUCGAAACCGUCGGAUGAUUCAAGAUAUAGUUUAGUUUCAUCUAACAAGGAAGGUCUUCGAUUCUACGUUACUAAUGGGACAUUUAUUGGUAGACUACAUGGAAACGUUCCCUUGCGAAUAACAAUCAAUAAAGGUCAGACAUUUCAAAAUAUUUCGGGUUUCGGAGGAGCCCUGACAGAUUCGACUGGAUUUAAUAUUAAAUCCUUGACUAAUGAUGUGCAAGAUAAACUUUUGGGAUCUUAUUUUGGAUAUGAUAGUAUCGAAUAUAAUAUGGUGAGAGUUCCAAUCGGAACAACCGAUUUUUCUCCAAGGCCCUACAGUUAUGCAAUGUCAGAAUAUGAUGUCGGUCUGGAACGUUUUUCUCUAACUAGUGAAGAUAAUGUUUACAAGAUACCAAAUUUAAAAAAGAUUAGUUCACUAUCUCUGAGGAAUUUGAAAUUAAUAGCAUCUCCAUGGACGCCAAGUCCCUGGAUGAAAACUCAAGCAACUUGGACUGGGAAGAGUAUCCUACGACGUGAAUAUUGGCAAACAUGGGCUAAUUACUUCGUAAAAUUCUUCCAAGCGUAUGAAAAGAAUAAUUUUAAAUUUUGGGCACUCACGCCUCAAAAUGAGCCAAGAGUGGCAUUUUCCACAAUUAGAAUACCAAACAUGGGUUGGGAAGCAGAAGAUCAACGAGAAUGGAUAACAAGAUUUUUAGCACCAAAUUUAAAGAGUUCAAAAUUGGAUUACUUGAAAAUUAUUAUCGGCGAUGGUUCAAGACAAAUUUUACCUGAUUUUGUCAGACCAAUUUUAAACUCUAGGGAAGCAAAAGAUGUGAUCUCCGGCAUUGCCGUCCACUCUUAUUUCAAUAACAAUACUGCACUUAAUUUUCUUGACAGGAUUCACACACUUUACCCGGAUAAAUUUCUACUCUCCACUGAAAAUUCAGCAAUACUUCAAGGCAACCAAGAAGUUAAACUAGGUUCGUGGAGUCGCGCAGAAGAUUAUGCUAACAGUAUAAUUAACAACUUAUCCCAUUGGGUCACCGGUUGGAUUGACUCAAACAUGGCUUUAGACUUGCAAGGUGGUCCCAACUGGCUAAACAGAUUUGUAGAUUCCCCAAUAAUAGUAAAUGCAUCAGCAAAUGCAUUUUACAAGCAACCAACAUACUACGUAAUGGGUCAUUUCUCAAAAUUUGUACCACCAGACAGUAAGAGAAUUAAUAGCAUUAAAAGAGGUUCAGCUAAAAUUAAAUCAAUUGCAUUUUCAACCCCUGACAAUGCAACAGUGAUAAUUCUCUUAAAUCCAUACAGAAAUAGACGUGAAGUUUUAAUAGAAGAUGUAAUAAAAGGAAGUGCAAGAGUAAUUCUUCCGGCAAAAUCAAUAAACAGUAUGAUAUACUGGUAAAAAUGGAUAAAAUAAUAACUAAUUAGAUGCGGCUAAUUAGAUAAUUUUUUUUAAUCAUAAAAUUUUUAUGUACAUUUCUUUUUUUUCUAAAUAAAUAAAUAAAUGAUCCGAGUGGUCUCAAUAAAUCUUUGUUUUGCAAAUA
Leptopilina heterotoma is the source of this 2027-nucleotide messenger RNA. RefSeq names its product lysosomal acid glucosylceramidase-like. Gene Ontology annotation, molecular function: glucosylceramidase activity. The transcript has 10 exons. The record is from RefSeq and is a predicted model, not a curated record. Gene Ontology annotation, biological process: glucosylceramide catabolic process. NCBI's taxonomy places the organism in Eukaryota, Metazoa, Arthropoda, Insecta, Hymenoptera, Figitidae. The coding region runs from base 359 to 1885 and encodes 508 amino acids.